GCCUGAGGCAAGAUUAUGCUUCAACUUCAGCAUCAGUGUCAAGGAACAGUUCCAGUGUGUCUCUUCCUUUGGUCAAAAAAGGGACCAGCAGUGAUCAGGAAUUUGAUCGUUAUAGCCUUGAAGAUGAAGAAGAAGAAUUUGACCACUUGCCCCCUCCACAGCCUCGGCUCACACGUUGCUCUCCUUUUCAAAAAGGAAUUCCCCAUUCACAAACUUUCUCCAGUAUACGGGAUUGUAGAAGGGGCCCAAUUUCCCCAUAUUUUCCCUCCAGUAAUAAUCAACAGCAGCCAUUUUAUUCUCCUCAAGCUCCAAAUCUUCUGGAGUCUCAGUCAAACAGAAUUAAUGGAGACAAACUCCGAAGAAGCAUGCCUAAUUUAGCUCGAACGCCAAGUACACUUUAUGUCAAUACCAACGGUAGCCCCGCAGUUUCUGUGAGGAACAGUCUAAGUUUUGAUUCUAACUUGCAUGGAGCCAGUAAUGGGAUAUCCAGAAUACAGUCUUGCAUUCCUUCACCAGGGCAACUUCAACACAGAGUCCACAGUGUGGGACACUUUCCAGUAUCUGUCAGGCAGCCUCUCAAAGCUAUGGCCUAUGUGAGCCCAACAGUUCAAGGAAGCAAUAGUGGCAGUGGCCUUGCAUUGUCCAGCAGCAGCUUGCAGAUGCACUCCAGCACAGGCAUUCCAGUGCCAAACAAGACUGCUAACACAAGCAUUGUAACACGUAGUAGUCUUCCUAGGCCUUCCCUGGCCAUAGGUGGAAGCAGUAUACCUAGGAGCAAAAUUGCACAGCCAAUUCGAAGUUUUCUCCAGCCACCGAAACCUCUUUCUUCAUUUACUACUCUACGGGAUGGCAACUGGAGAGAUGGCUGUUAUUGA
Molecule: messenger RNA, 875 nt
Organism: Python bivittatus (Burmese python)
Lineage: Eukaryota; Metazoa; Chordata; Lepidosauria; Squamata; Pythonidae
Source: RefSeq, a predicted model, not a curated record